GCCGGGGGCGGGGCCGCGGCCUCCUGGCGGAGCGGCUGCCGCGCGGGGCGGCGGUGGCGGCGGAGCGAUGGCGUGCGGGGGCUUCGCCUGCUCCAAGAACUGCCUGUGCGCCCUCAACCUGCUCUACACGCUGGUGAGCCUGCUGCUGAUUGGAAUUGCAGCAUGGGGAAUUGGCUUCGGCCUCAUCUCUAGUUUCCGAGUUGUUGGAGUGGUGAUUGCAGUAGGAGUCUUCCUCUUCUUUAUUGCCUUAGUUGGAUUGAUUGGUGCAGUGAAACAUCAUCAAGUAUUGCUAUUCUUUUACAUGAUUAUUCUUCUGCUAGUCUUUAUUGUCCAGUUUUCUGUCUCCUGUGCCUGUUUGGCACUAAAUGAGGAACAGCAGAGUGAACUUCUAGAGGUGGGAUGGAGUAACACCAACAGCGCAAGAACAGAUAUUGAGAGAAAUCUGAAUUGUUGUGGAUUCAGAGUUUUUUAUCCGAAUGAAACCUGCGCCGCUGAUUGUCUUAGAACUCUCCACUGUAGACCAUGUGCACCGAUAAUGGAAGAAUAUUCUGGAAUGGUGCUGAGAUUUGUUGGUGGGAUAGGACUCUUCUUCAGUUUCACAGAGAUUCUGGGAGUCUGGCUGACUUACAGAUACAGGAACCAAAAGGAUCCCCGUGCAAACCCUAGUGCAUUUAUUUGAUAAGUUUAUAAAGGAUUAAAUCUUCUCUCUGCACCCUCUACUUAAAAAUACUGAUUCUAUAUAGUUUGGUAUUUCUCCAUAAUAGGUAUUCUACAUGUACUCAAAAUAAAACACAAGUCCUGUAAGAAAUGUGUAGUUUUCAUAUUUAAUUUCUACUAUUUUUCUUCUAAGAAUCUCUAUCUUAAAGUAGAUGGGUGCAUUCAGUAGCUGGGCAGAGUUGAACUGCUGUUUAAGACCUUGUUAAUUGUUAUGGCAAACUCUAUACAAUGAGUUUUAUAGCACUACUGGGUUAUCUGCUGUAAAAAAAAAAUACCCUAGAGGUAUUUUCUGCUGUAUUCAUUGAUUACAAAAAUUCACAUGAAUUCUCAUUAAAAUUAUAAAACUUUA
Messenger RNA from Vidua chalybeata, 1066 nucleotides. It is a transcript of the gene TSPAN13, whose product is annotated as tetraspanin 13. The record is from RefSeq and is a predicted model, not a curated record. Gene Ontology annotation, cellular component: membrane. The transcript has 6 exons. The coding region runs from base 68 to 679 and encodes 203 amino acids. NCBI's taxonomy places the organism in Eukaryota, Metazoa, Chordata, Aves, Passeriformes, Viduidae.